Molecule: messenger RNA, 1542 nt
Organism: Bicyclus anynana (squinting bush brown)
Lineage: Eukaryota; Metazoa; Arthropoda; Insecta; Lepidoptera; Nymphalidae
Exons: 10
Coding region: 214-1506 (430 amino acids)
Source: RefSeq, a predicted model, not a curated record
CGUCAGUCGUCACAGCCGCCGUGGAUGCUGCGGCGAACGCACCUGUCUUGCGUCCGUGCCCGCGCGCUACUGUACGCGACCUUUACAUCGAUAGUAAAUAAACAUGCAGUAGCGUCCCAGUGAAAUGAAUAAAAGUGAGAGUUCAGUGACGGUGACUUGAAUUCUUAGAGGCACCUGCGUCUACGCAUCUCAGGACUAACCCUAGGCAGGGCGAUGUUAAGUGUGGUAGUGGUGGCAUUCGCGUGCCUCUCCCUGGCGCGCGCCUCGCCGCCUGAAACGCGCGGACUGCGUAACCACGUGCUCAACGCGUAUACUUCUAAGGAUUUAGGAAAAAUAUUAGCAAGCAUAGACGAGCGAUUACAAGUGUUAGACACGAUAAGCACAGUACAAGCAAAACAAGCGCGGCGCUUAGACGUAAUACAAGACAAACUGGAUCGAAUGGAAACCACGCUAUCUUUGAGACUAGAAAGAGCCCAGCUGGCGGCGGAGCGACUAGAACACAGACUCCACAUGCUGCAAACUAGCGUACAGACUACAGUUAAGGAAAGCAGCGAUAAAAUAGAGAAAACACAAACAAAUAUUGCGGAAAUAGCGCAAAAUCUGACUAAUAAUAUUAAUACACAUACAAAUUUGUUACAAAAGGUAAGUGGAGCUUACGCCGACACGUGGCGUCGAGGUCUCUUGUUAGAGUCGAUGGUGCGAGACGGAAUGUCCCUUGUGAACGUGACGAGACGAGAGCUCGCCAACGGUUUGCGCACUCUGGCGAGGGGACAGAGAGAAGUGCGCAUUACAUCGGCAGACUUGGAAGCGACGCUCACUAAACGUUUGCGAGAAAAUUCAUAUAAAGUUGACAUAAAGAUGAAAGAAGUUUUAGAUACGCAGAAGCGGUUUUUCGAUUCGUUCCAACGCGUCCAACUCGACGAUCCGACGCACGUAGCGGAUGUUCUGGACAAAUUGAUCGAUUCGCUUAUAAAUAAAACCGCAUCGACUUUUCGUGAGCUCCAAAACAUUCAACUCACCUUGAAGAACCAUGAUAACAAAGUCAUGAAACUAUUAAGCAAUCGUCCUACACAGACUGACGUUUCGUGUAAACGCCUCGAAAGUGUAUUCCGGAAUACAACACAAGCGGCGUUCAAUGAGAAGGAAUUGCAGCAACUGACUGAAAAGUUCAUAGGCUUGACCAACCGGGCCGACGCGGCUCUGCAGCGUAUGGAAGCGCGACUGCGCGAAGACACGGAACCGGUGCCUGCGUCUGACGUGACGGCCGCCGCCGACCAACUGUUACUAAAACUCAAAGGAAUAAACAGUGAAAUGAGCACAGAAGAAGAUGAAUGGAAAGACGCAGAAGAAGACAGCUUCUUUGACAAUAUGAGCUAUUCCAUGGAAGACCAAGAAAUACUAAGCAGCGCCCCCUACAGGAGCAAGCACACAACUACAGAGAGCACUCCUGUCAAACCUCACCGAAGACAUCUACACAAACAUCCAUAUGACCGUGGCCCAGUUUAAUCACUAAUAAAAUGUUAAUCAAUAAAUAUUAAUCUA